AUGCUAAGAGCAACUUCGCGCCUAAUAAACAUCAUGGCAGCCGAACAGCAGAAGCGUAAUAUUGUCAUCAUCGGUGGCGGCAUCAUUGGCUCAACUACAGCAUACUUCCUGUCGCACCACCCAACCUUUAACAAGGAGAGAGACAGCAUCACGCUUUUAGAAGCUACUAAGAUUGCUGGUGGCGCCUCAGGAAAAGCAGGUGGUCUUCUCGCAUUAUGGGCAUACCCCAACUGCAUCGUACCGUUAAGUUACAAACUUCAUCAGGAGUUAUCCGAGAAGCAUGGCGGCGCUGAGCGUUGGGGGUACCGAGCCGUGCACUGUGGUCAGGUCGAUACGUACGGUGUUCUAGCCAAGAACAAGGGUGGCAAAGACGGUGCGAACGGCAAGAGCAAAGAUGACUCGGUCAGUCUACAAAAGCGCACGCAGAGAGCAAUUGGAUUACUACGCGCUGCCGGUGUACCGAAAGAUCUCGAUUGGGUGGCAGCGGAUGGUAUCAAGUCUUAUGAAGAGAUGGGCACGCCACUCACAACGGCGCAAGUGCACCCCUAUCACUUCACCACAAGCAUGGCGCAGCUCGCCGAAGAAAAGGGUGUCAAAAUCGUCUACGGCUCGGCCACGAACAUCGAGCAAGAAGCCGGCGCCGUAAAAUCCGUUUCAUACAAGAGCAAAGACUCAGGCGAAGAACAGAACCUCCCCGCCGACACCGUCAUCCUCACAGCAGGCCCCUGGACAAAAACAGUUUGGAAGCCAUCACCCAUCUCCGCCCUGCGCGCCCACAGUGUCACCAUCCGCCCCUCCCGACCCGUCUCCGCCUACGCCCUCUUCACCUCAAUAGACAUGCCCCGCGGCAACAGCAAACGCGGGGAGACCGUAACCCCAGAAAUCUACGCCCGGCCCAACCAGGAAGUCUACGCCUGCGGCGAGGGCGACCACCUCGUUCCCCUACCCACAUCCACAGAUCUCGUGCAAUGCGAUGAGAGCAAGUGUCAGGAGAUUUUCGAUCAGGUGUCGGCUAUCUCCGAGGAGCUGAGGGAUGGGGAGGUUACGGCGAGACAAGCGUGCUAUUUGCCUAAUGUUAGUAGGGGGAGUGGGCCGCUUAUUGGGAAGACGAGUGUGAAGGGCUUGCUGAUGGGUGCGGGGCAUACUUGUUGGGGGAUUCAGAAUGGGCCGGCCACGGGGAAGUUAUUGAGUGAGUUUGUGUAUGAUGGCGAUGUGAAGAGUGCGCAGAUUGGGAGUCUGGAUCCGAGGAAGUUUGGUGUUUAG
Messenger RNA from Alternaria arbusti, 1263 nucleotides. RefSeq lists its product as uncharacterized. Gene Ontology annotation, biological process: retrograde transport, endosome to Golgi. The record is from RefSeq and is a predicted model, not a curated record. Gene Ontology annotation, molecular function: oxidoreductase activity. Bases 1 to 1263 code for a protein of 420 amino acids. Lineage: Eukaryota; Fungi; Ascomycota; Dothideomycetes; Pleosporales; Pleosporaceae. The transcript is spliced from 2 exons. Gene Ontology annotation, cellular component: late endosome; cytoplasm.